This is a messenger RNA of Drosophila serrata, 1798 nucleotides long. RefSeq names its product Esterase Q (gene Est-Q). The record is from RefSeq and is a predicted model, not a curated record. Lineage: Eukaryota; Metazoa; Arthropoda; Insecta; Diptera; Drosophilidae.
UGCUAUGCGUAGACGAGGCGUAUACGUUAUGUUGACGCUGUGCGGUGUGGUGGGUGCUGCACUAACCGCUGUGCUGGUGAUCUCUCUCACCGGGAACUACGGCGGGGCAGACGCAGUUACACAAACGGUGACUGUGGAUUUAUCCAACAACCAGGGGAAAGUUCUCGGAAAUUACGGGAGAACCGCUUGGACAGAUCAGACUUUUAUGCAAUUCCGUGGCAUUCCCUAUGCCGAGCCACCAGUUGAUAGGCUGCGUUUUCUGCCACCUGUGGCCAGAUCCCCCUGGACGAACACUAUCAGCACAUUGAACUUUGGUCAACGUUGCCCGGUGAUAAGCAAUCUGGAUGGCGACUUGUCUGAUGCUGAACUAGAAGAUUGUCUUAACUUGUCAGUCUAUACAAAAAAUCUUACUGCCAACCAUCCUGUUAUGUUCUACAUCUAUGGUGGAGGAUACUACAAUGGCUCCGCAGAGGAUCAUCCACCCAACUAUCUUUUGGAGAAAGAUAUUGUUCUAGUCGUACCUCAUUAUCGCGUGGGAGCAUUGGGCUGGUUGUCGACCUACACAAAAGAGUUUCCCGGAAAUGCCCCAAUUGCGGAUAUUUUAAUGGGCCUGGAGUGGGUGCAACUGCAUAUAAGUCGGUUUGGUGGUAACCCAAAGAAAGUAACCAUUUUUGGCCAGAGCGCCGGAGCCGGAGUUGCCAGCGCUUUGCUGUUGAGUCCCAAAACUGGAGAGAAUCUAUUUCAGCAAGCGAUUGUGCAAUCUGGUUCAAUUUUAGCCCAUUGGGCCAUAAACAAGGACCCAGUGGGACAGGCUCGACGAAUCUGUAGCCAGUUGGGUUGCCUCAAUUGCGACGAGAAUGAGCAGUUUUAUAAAUGUUUACGACACGCCAAAGUUGUAGAUAUAUUAAAGGCCACGACAACGGAGACAUUUUCGCCAGUAAUGGGGGAUUUACAAGGAAUCCUGUCACAUCAUCCAAGUGAAUUGGUAAAGAAUUAUCAAAGGAAAAUCCCCCUAAUAACCGGGUUUACAGAACAUGAUGGAUCUUUUGUACUAGCAAGCUUUUAUGAUGCUCUGAUCACCAAGAUAUCAAAUGUAAGUUCAUUGAGCGUCCGCCAGAUUUCUCAGGGCAUCAAUAACAUGUUAAUCGACGAUAAGACCGGACUGACAGAUAAUUUACUACAUAAAAUGCUUUUCAAGCCAGCAGUUCUUAACAGUAAUGACCACAAACUUGCUGUGCCUUCAUACUUUGAUCUCACUUCGACAAUCUACAUGAAGUCCCCAGUGAUAACUCUGGCCAGCAAAAUCCUUGCCCAACAGCCUACGACGCCGGUUUACGUGUAUAGUUUCGAGUACGAAGGCGAAUUUACUCGCUUUGGCUACGAGUUCGGCAACUCCCACUAUCCAUUCAAUGGAGGUGUUCACCACUCCAAUGACAACAUAUAUCUUUUCGCCACCCAUCCUCUUAGAGGGCAAGACACAUUGAUGUCCCAAAAAAUGGUGGAGUUAUGGACAUCGUUUGCCAUAGAUGGUGUGCCUAAGGGACUUAGUGCCUUGACCAGUCCAAGUGGUCCAUAUAAUAAACUCAAUUUAAAUAUAACUAAAGGUGAAGAUUUGUUGGAAUCUCUGACAGCGGCAAUUGAUGAUCCAGACAAUGACAGACUACAGCGAAAUGAUGUGGAGUUUUAAUGGCCGUUAAUACUUUAAAUAUAUAUAAUUUAAGGGAAAACAAGAAAAAUCUCCUUAAAAAAAAUUAUAUGUUAAAACUUAGUACUUAAGUUUGAUAUUGCCUCUGUUUAA